Magallana angulata is the source of this 1313-nucleotide messenger RNA. Its product is annotated as LITAF domain-containing protein-like. Bases 118 to 519 code for a protein of 133 amino acids. The transcript has 4 exons. NCBI's taxonomy places the organism in Eukaryota, Metazoa, Mollusca, Bivalvia, Ostreida, Ostreidae. The record is from RefSeq and is a predicted model, not a curated record. Gene Ontology annotation, molecular function: zinc ion binding.
AGUAUAGAAUUGUUAUGUCCCAAGUAGUUCGCCAUACAAGAUCGAUCGAACGUAAAUAAGAAACUAAAGGUGAUAGUGGUUUUUCUGAGAGAAAACAAAAUACAACAGGGUUUGACAAUGUCACAAGAUCCACCACCAGCGUACUCCGAGAAAGGACAGGAUCCAGGCUAUCCUAACGUCAACCCCCAGAGUUUCCCCAGCCAGCCGGGGUAUCCCCAGACCUACCAGCCACAGGUCCAGCAAAGUGUGGUCGUUGUACAGCAGCCAUCAGCCUACCCCGUGGGGGUCCUGAGGUUCGGACGCUACCCCCUCCAAAUGAGGUGCCCUCAGUGUCAGGCAGACAUAUUGACCAGCACUGACCUGGAGCUGGGGACCUUCGCGUGGUGCAUGUGCGUCCUCAUCGCCUGCUUCUGGUUAUGGCCCUUUUGCUUUAUUGCCUUGUGUAUUGAUUCUCUGAAAGACGUCAUCCAUAGUUGUCCGAACUGCAAGAAAGAGUUGGGGCGAUACAAGCGCAUGUAGGACCUAAAGUGUGACGUCACUUGAAUGGAAGUUUAAAAAACAUCCUUCAACGACCAAUUCCUGAUGAACCAACCCGAUGUAAAAGAUAAACAAAAAAGCCAAAGAGUAUUGAUUUUAAUAAAUCUAUUGAAAUUAGAAGAAUUUUAAACCAACUUGGUUUUUAUAAUCAGUAUAUUUAAACCAUAAUUUAAGUGCAUUUUAAUCGUACAUAUCAUAUAUUAUAUUACCUACUUCAUACACAAAGACAAGAUUUUAAGUUUGCUUUAUAUAAUUAUGAUUUCCAGAUAGUACAGAUGGCACCAUAUUUAAUCAUCUAUGUUCUCUGAGCUCUGUUUGAUACCAAUGUUUAUUUUACACAAAGUGGCAAAAAAAUUCAUUGAUUUUAAAUUCAGUAGAAUUGUUUUAUUUGAUAAAUAAUCAAGUCUUAUGUUUUAAUUACGAUAAUUUCAGCACUACAUGCAUAGAAGUGACCUUACACUUGGCAUAUAUAAUAUAUCAACACAUCAACAUAUAAUAUAUCUGUGUUAUAUCUGUAACAUAAAAUGUAUAUAUACAUGUAUUUAAUUUACUUUUACUAUGACAAAAUAUUGGCAAUUCAACCUUUUUUUUAUUAAUUAUUUUGUUUUCUUUUAUUCUUCAUGUUUUACUAUUUCUAGUAUACUUGUUAAUUUUGUACAUUUGUUUUGUAUAAUUAAGUUUACCUGUAUGUUCAAUCUAAAGGAUGAAAUACAAUCAAUUCAUGUAAACUAUAUGAUUGUUCAAAAUAUCUAUUAAAAAUCAAGAAUUAUAUUUGU